AUGUUCAACUGUCCAAUUAAUAGGACCACCCAAUGUCGAAGAUUCGGACGACAUGGAAUAUCCGAGUCAAUCUGCAGAGCCAGGGGAGAAGAGCCAGGCCACAAUACCUCCGCUCAAGAUCAGGAUGGCAUCUGUGCCUCUGUUCUGCGUAUUUUGGAUGCCAUCAAGGAGGAGAAGAUGACAAUGGCUCAGUUCUUGGAUGCGUAUAGCUGGGGUAAUCAAGCAUGUGUCACUAACAAUCGUAUCCGCCAGUCGCGCACACGAUUUCUACAGAGCCCAACACUUCCAGUGUUGCUGAAACGCUGGCGCAAACCUCCACGCCAGAAGACCUCAAAGAAGAAGCGACCCGAGGGAGCCGAGGAGACUCUCAAUCGCUUUGCUUUGGAGACGAUGAAGGAAACAGCAGAGACUGAGCUGGGCAAUGUGGAGGCUCUCGUGAAGUCAUCAGACGAUCUUCUCACCAAGGCUGACCUCACUGCAAUUCAUAUCAGUCAAUUGCAAGCUGACAUGCAAAAAUCGGCACCAACAAUAUGGAUGUUGCUAGAAGGCAUUGCCACUAGUGAUGUACAACGGAAACGUGGAACUCAGAAAGACAACAGCAAGGCAAGUUGUAUCAUCAUGCUUAUCAUCUCCAUUCUGGCAUAUUGCCGCAAUCGAUUCGCAAACCGACUUCAACGAGUCUUGGCCAUCUACUUCAAGUUCAAGGGCCUUUCAGCAAAAGGCUGCGACACACUGCAUGCUCUGGGUAUCAUGAUGAGCACAAAGUGGGUUACUGAUGCUGUCUCGAGCCUAUCCGCAGAAGCCAUGCGAGAUGCCCAGACACUCGUGUCUGCACUUCAAUAUAUCAUCUCACACGAUAACAUGCAAGUAUCCUUCCGCAUAUUUUCCCAGAGGUUGGACCAGCAUGCAGAGUUUGGAUCUGGGACAGCUGGGACAGUCUACAUCCGCAAGGAUGCCCCUCCCAUUGAUCCGACACUCAAUCGUGAUCUGCAAGUGUGGCGAAGACGAGGCAUCCACGACCCCAUCACGGUGAUAGAGGUCUUCGGAUGGGCAGAGGAGAGCUAUCCUGCCAUUCAGCAGCACAUGGCCUACCUGGUACUGGAGAUGCUGUUGGACACACCUGAAUUCGACCUCAGCACUUACGAGUUCAAGAACAGUGUACACCUCAAUCCGCCAUCACCUGUGGAUGAACUGCCUUGUGGCGAGGACCACGUUACACUGCAGUAUAUGCUCGGCAGUGUACCAAUCCCACAAGCAACCUACGAAGACAACGACCGGAUUAUCUUCGAGUUUCUGAAGCAACUCGGGUUUGAUACCCCGGACGAACUGAAGAAGAUGAGCCUUGAGCGCGUCAUCUAUUGGAUAGGUGAUCAACUCACGGUCGAUCGUAUCCGAGGCAUGCAGCGGUUCUGCUGCCAAGAGUAUAACUCUCUGGACCGCCUCGAUUUCAUCGUAGCUGUUUUCGGCUGGCUACAUGCUAUGAUGGCAUAUGCCAAGAAUAUUCACAAACAAUACCUCGGAACGAACGCUGGGCUAGGGCUGAAACACGCCUUCACGCAGCUCAGGCGGAAGGGACUUGACAAAGUCUCGACGAAAGGGCCCUUUCACGACAAUCUGGAGCGCGCCCUUCGUCACAUUCUCACUGCCCAUAUCCGCACAUGCUGGAAAGUCGUCGGCAAUGUCUCUAACUUGGCCGAGCUCAGGAAGAGCCGACCAGAGGCUCUGAAGCAACUCGCCAUACAACUCGUAGACGAGCACGCAUCAUUCCGAGCCGUCAAGCACCUACGUGCAGCCGGCGUCUCGCGCGAUGAAGUGAAGGAACAAGCAUGCAUGUUCAAUCACGACGUACUUCAAUAUCUUGUCCUCGAGCGGGCGAUCAAGCACGGAGACGUCGGAAUGAUGGAGGGUAUGCUACCUCACUUGGCCUUUCGAUUUGCUGGUGGUCGGAAUUCGCACUACACGACAGAGUGUGUCGAGUUACUGCAAGGUCUUCACAGAGAAUGGCCACCCGCUGUUGCUGAUUUCGUACGAAAGUUCUGUUGGCUAGUGAACAGCACAGGACGACGCGAGGGGUUCACGCCGGUCGACCGUGCACAGGAAGCUAACAUAGGAAAGAUCAAGGUUACGAACCGAUCACAAGGGCCUAAUGUCAAUUGGGAGUACUUCCGGAAGCUUCAUCCGGUUCUCCCUGUUAUACAGGCACUUUCCGAGCACAUGGAAACAGAAUUUGCAACAUGGACACGCUAUAAGAAACAUACAACACCAGAUGACGAAAAAGGGAUCAAACUACUUCAGCAAACAUAUACCAGUGCUCGCGUUCACGUCACAGUGCCAGGCCGUCUCGUGGAACGCGAGUCCGAGAGAGUCAAGGACUUCUACAACAACGGCAUCGCUGAGUUCGCAAAGACGCUAGGAAGAUGGGAGAAUGCACGCACAUAUGCUCGCCGUGUCGACGAGGACUAUAGCCAAUUAUCCGAUGUUGACGACGAAGGAGGGAUGAUGGCAGAUGAUGAAGACGAAGGCGGCGACGAAAACACCGGUGCUGAUGGCGCGGAAGACGACACAAUGGAUCGCGCUUGA
Molecule: messenger RNA, 2580 nt
Organism: Fomitopsis serialis
Lineage: Eukaryota; Fungi; Basidiomycota; Agaricomycetes; Polyporales; Fomitopsidaceae
Exons: 4
Coding region: 1-2580 (859 amino acids)
Source: RefSeq, a predicted model, not a curated record